AUGGUGGCCUCGUUCUCUCCUCACCGUGAUGCUGGAGGCACUCUGCACCUCUCCUCCAGCAGUUUUCAUGCCACACACAAGAACUCGGCCCUAAGUCAACUUCGACGCUCGCUAUCGAGGAGUCCGUCCAAGACAACGGACUUCAGAUUACUCUCUCCAUCCACGUUCAACUCGCCGGCAACCAGGCACCCAAAUUUCACUUCGUCCAAUCUCUCACCUUCUAAACAGACCUCCCACGGCAAGAUUCUUUUCGUUCCUAACCCAAACACUCCGUCUCCCGUGGCUAUUCCGUUCCCUCCCAGUGCAAAAAUCCAUCGUCCUCCUAUGCGCCGGAGUCGUUUCAUGCAUUCUUCCAAGACUAGUAGCUCCUCCGGCUCAGCAAAACGGGUACUGGGCGAGUCUAGAGAUAACGGAAACUCGGCUGCUUCUCCAGAACCUCCCACCAUCGACGCCAUGGAUGAAAAGGUCUCUACCACACCACCGAGCCCAGUGCUCUUCAGAGGCGGCCAGGAGAGCCCCCUCAUUCUAUCCUCUCCCAUCGAGCAACAUCCAGAAGAUACCUCUACCGCUGGACGAGAGAAACGCCGAAGUGGGAACAUGGAGUCAACGACACCACUCUCCUCCAGCCCCUUGAAACGGGCAGAUGUCAACAUGACGAUGGAUUCCCUUGGUGCUGAGAGUCCUUCAGCCAAGCGUAGAAGCUUGCAUGGUGUUAGCUUUGGCGCCGACUUUGACGUAUUCGAGUCUAGCUACUCAGCAAUCAAUUCUCCCCUAAACAACCAGAACCCAAAGGAACCUCGGUUCCAACCACCGGGUCACUAUUUCUCUACCAUACCAAAACGUUCUUCCUCGUUGAGGCGAUCUACCAUCCAGCAACGACAUCCGGAGCGGUCUCCCUUUGUUCGGAAGAUAAGUGCGGAUAAUGAUGGAUCGCUUCAGCUACAGAACAAGAAUCGCAUGGCAAUCGACAAUUCGACAUUCCUUCCCCUCAAUGGACCAGACUCUUCUCCAUCUCCGAAUCCAUCUACUUCUCUGUUCACAGCUCCUUCGUCAUCUACUUUCCACCCUCCUACUCAUCCUCUCUCUCGCACUAUUACGCAAUCCUCGUCCAGCUCAAGCGUCGGGGAUGACUCUCCCACCAACAGAGCUGUAAGCUCAAAUUUCUCGGAAGCCAGGCCCAUCCUUAACUUUUCCAAGUCUCUGCCAAUUGGUGCUGUGGCACCAAGGGCUCCCAGUCUUCUACGACAGGAAUCUUCCAAUGCCUCCGCUUCUCCCUUUUCCACACCGGAAAACUACAAGCUUGUGAAACCAUUACCUGCGGCUUUCAUGUCCACCGGCCUGAUUUCGAAGAAAAACAAGAAUGUCUCGGACUUCCGUAACAGCUCGACUAUGAGCCACAACAUGCCCGAGACUCCUUGCAAACGCGCAUCAAAUGUGCUUUUUGGACCCAAGCCUCUGCACCAAGCUAACAGCGCAAAAUUCCUUCCUUACCACAAGUCUUCCGGCUCCUUUGAGACCCCCUUCACUCAUCGUGUCAAGGCUCCCUCUUCCCGUGUCGUUUCAACCUGCUCCCGCCGUGGGAGUCUGGCUAGUAUCGAUGGUGAUAUUAGCUCUAUUCCACGAUCACCAUCGGCCCCUUUUGACAGCCAAUGUGCCACAGACUCUGAUCUUCCUCCCACACCCACCAGGCGAGGCCUCUUCCCUCAACACGUCUCCAAUUCCGCCCCAUUCCAAUUCCAAGCUGCAAGUCAACCAAACUCUGAUGCCAACAGAGGCGAAUCCGGUUUAUUUUCUCCUGAUGAUCACACCUUUAGUCUUGUAGAGUCAAAUGCCUCAGCUCUACCUGCAACUCCCACCGCUCCCCGUGAAUCGUUUCCAAAUCUCGGGAAACGAACUAGCUUCCCUCUUGGCGGCUAUAAUUCCCCUGAUAUUGACCCGUGCCUCAACUCACGCUUUGACAAAGUGGAGCUCAUUGGUACCGGUGAAUUUUCCCUCGUCUACUCAGUCUCAGAGCGUGUUUCUCCACCAUCAACUCAACUCUUCCAGUCUCAGACAUCCUUCUCAACUAACUCGACCCCUACAAAUACCGGCAGCCGGAAGUUAUGGGCUGUCAAGAAAUCGAAACAGCCAUAUGCUGGAUCCAAGGACCGAGAAAGACGAAAUAAUGAAGUCGUCGCUCUCAAGGCUCUUCAUGGCUCUGAUCAUAUAAUCAGCUAUGUUGAUAGCUGGGAGGAUAAAGGAUACCUCUACAUCCAGACCGAGUUCUGCGAGGAAGGUAGUCUUGAUGUCUUUCUAUCUCAGGUAGGCCUGAAAGCUAGGCUUGACGACUUUAGGAUAUGGAAGAUCCUACUAGAGUUGGCACAUGGCUUGAAACAUAUCCAUGAUACAGGCUUUAUCCACCUGGAUUUGAAACCAGCAAACAUUCUCAUCACCUUCGAAGGUGUGCUGAAGAUUGCAGACUUUGGCCUUGCCACUCGUUGGCCUGCUGCAGCUGGAAUCGAGGGUGAAGGUGAUAGAGAGUACAUUGGACCAGAAGUACUGAUGGGCCGAUAUGACAAGCCUGCAGACAUAUUCGCUCUCGGGUUGAUCAUGUUUGAAAUUGCAGGCAAUGUUGAGCUCCCAGAUAAUGGAGUUUCGUGGCAGAAGCUCCGAAACGGGGACAUGAGUGAUGUUCCAAGCCUGACUUGGAGCGGAGAAAGCAGCAACAUCCUCCGUGAUGCUUCGGGUAAUCCACUAGUUGAAUCAUCAAUUGGAAACCUGUCUUCAUUUGACGAUUUCGACAAAGACUGCCCCUCACAGGAUGUUUCUUCCAACUACUUCCAGCUGUCUCAGCGAAAGGGCGCCCCUAGUGCCCGCAGUGGGGAACUUGCAGAGCCGCCAGCGUUCAUGGUUGAUGCAGACAACGACCAAGCUCUCGAUAAACUAGUUGGAUGGAUGAUAUCCCCUAACCCUCCAGACCGUCCUGUUGCGGAUGAAAUCCUUCAGUCCUUCGGGGUACAAUGGGCCGAACAGAGACGUCGAGCGGGCGCCACGAUCUUCGAAGGGAACUGGGGACCGGCUGACGAGGUACUUAACGAAGACGCCGAAAUGAUGGACGUCUAA
This is a messenger RNA of Trichophyton benhamiae CBS 112371, 3102 nucleotides long. RefSeq lists its product as uncharacterized. Lineage: Eukaryota; Fungi; Ascomycota; Eurotiomycetes; Onygenales; Arthrodermataceae. Gene Ontology annotation, molecular function: ATP binding; protein kinase activity. The transcript is spliced from 3 exons. The record is from RefSeq and is a predicted model, not a curated record. Gene Ontology annotation, biological process: protein phosphorylation. The coding region runs from base 1 to 3102 and encodes 1033 amino acids.